Molecule: messenger RNA, 2570 nt
Organism: Saimiri boliviensis boliviensis (Bolivian squirrel monkey)
Lineage: Eukaryota; Metazoa; Chordata; Mammalia; Primates; Cebidae
Gene: RPN2
Product: ribophorin II
Biological process (GO): protein N-linked glycosylation
Cellular component (GO): oligosaccharyltransferase complex; membrane
Source: RefSeq, a predicted model, not a curated record
GCGUCCCGAUAGCUCCCGGAAUAGGACCGUUUCGGAGACGGUCGCUUUCAAGUGGGCUUGGGCGCGGGGGGGGAAACGGGUCUGUCCUCGGGAACUACGAGGCUCUGUGCGCACGAGGACUGGGAUCCCGGCCUCGGCUGCUUGAAGCGUCCAGCCUUAGCGGGGCCACGGACACUGACCCUUGCUUAGAACUCAUCCUGUCCCGCAGAGCCUGCUGCGAGUUCCUGCCGUCCCCUGCGGCGGUUUCUUGGAGCCGCUUUCCCAAGCGGAAGUCAGCCUGCGGCUUGGACUCCGGCGGGACCUGCACGGCGGAAUGGCGCUGCCGGGUUCAAGCACUGUCAUCCUGUUGGCCCUGACAAUCAUAGCCAUCAGCCAGGCUCUGACGCCCACUCACUACCUCACCAAGCAUGACGUGGAGAGACUGAAAGCCUCGCUGGACCGCCCUUUCACAAAUUUGGAAUCUGCCUUCUACUCUGUCGUGGGACUCAGCAACCUUGGUGCCCAGGUGCCAGAUGCAAAGAAAGCAUGUACCUACAUCAAAUCUAACCUUGAUCCUAGCAAUGUGGAUUCCCUCUUCUACGCUGCCCAGGCCAGCCAGGCCCUCUCAGGAUGUGAGAUUUCUAUUUCAAAUGAGACCAAAGACCUGCUUCUGGCAGCUGUCAGUGAGGACUCAUCUGUUACCCAGAUCUACCAUGCAGUUGCCGCUCUCAGUGGCUUUGGCCUUCCCUUGGCAUCCCAAGAAGCGCUCAGUGCCCUUACCGCUCGCCUCAGCAAGGAGGAGACUGUGCUGGCAACGGUCCAGGCUCUGCAGACAGCAUCCCACCUGUCCCAGCAGGCUGACCUGAGGAGCAUCGUGGAGGAGAUUGAGGACCUUGUUGCUCGCCUGGAUGAACUGGGGGGCGUGUACCUCCAGUUUGAAGAAGGGCUGGAAACAACAGCAUUAUUUGUAGCUGCCACCUACAAGCUCAUGGAUCAUGUGGGGACCGAGCCAUCCAUUAAGGAGGAUCAGGUCAUCCAGCUGAUGAACGCGAUCUUCAGCAAGAAGAACUUUGAGUCCCUCUCUGAAGCCUUCAGCGUGGCGUCUGCCGCUGCUGUGCUCUCCCAUAAUCGCUACCACGUGCCAGUUGUGGUUGUGCCUGAGGGCUCUGCUUCUGACACUCAUGAACAGGCUAUCCUGCAGUUGCAAGUCACCAAUGUUCUGUCUCAGCCUCUGACUCAGGCCUCUGUUAAACUAGAACAUGCUAAAUCUGUUGCUUCCAGAGCCACCGUCCUCCAGAAGACAUCCUUCACCCCUGUAGGGGAUAUUUUUGAACUAAACUUCAUGAACGUCAAAUUUUCCAGUGGUUAUUAUGACUUCCUUGUCAAAGUUGAAGGUGACAACCGUUACAUUGCAAAUACUGUAGAGCUCAGAGUCAAGAUCUCCACUGAAGUUGGCAUCACAAAUGUUGAUCUUUCCACUGUGGAUAAGGAUCAGAGCAUUGCACCCAAAACUACCCGGGUGACCUACCCAGCCAAAGCCAAGGGCACAUUCAUUGCAGACAGCCACCAGAACUUCGCCUUGUUCUUCCAGCUGGUAGAUGUGAACACUGGUGCUGAACUCACUCCUCAUCAGACGUUUGUCCGACUCCAUAACCAAAAGACUGGCCAGGAAGUGGUGUUUGUUGCCGAGCCAGACAACAAGAACGUGUACAAGUUUGAAUUGGAUACCUCUGAAAGAAAGAUUGAAUUUGAUUCUGCCUCUGGCACCUACACUCUCUACCUAAUCAUUGGAGAUGCCACUUUGAAGAACCCAAUCCUCUGGAAUGUGGCUGAUGUGGUCAUCAAGUUCCCUGAGGAAGAAGCUCCCUCAACUGUCUUGUCCCAGAACCUUUUCACUCCAAAACAGGAAAUUCAGCACCUGUUUCGUGAGCCUGAGAAGAGGCCCCCCACCGUGGUGUCCAAUACAUUCACUGCCCUGAUUCUCUCGCCGUUGCUCCUGCUCUUUGCUCUGUGGAUCCGGAUUGGUGCCAAUGUCUCCAACUUCACUUUCGCUCCUAGCACGAUUAUAUUUCACCUGGGACAUGCUGCUAUGCUGGGGCUCAUGUACGUCUACUGGACUCAGCUCAACAUGUUCCAGACCUUGAAGUACCUGGCCAUCUUGGGUAGUGUGACGUUUCUGGCUGGCAAUCGGAUGCUGGCCCACCAGGCAGUUAAGAGGAUCGCUGCAGAGCAGAGCAGUAGAUUGGCAAAAUAUAGGACACUACGAACAGCACAUUAACUCCAGACGAAGGAUGGAAAUUCUGAAAACCAAAUGUCAAGAAAAGGAGUCAAGAACAAUUCACAGUAUGAAAAGAAAAAUGGAAAAAAAAAAAAACAACACUAUUUAAAAGGAAAAAGUUAAGAUUGUAGUUUACUUUUGCUUGUUGUUUUUCAAUUUCCCCAACACAGAGCAGAUACCUGGUGAGCUCUGAUAGUCUCUUUCUUUGGCACUGUGUGAGAUGCUGUGAAUAUUCCUAACUACCCAGAUGUUGCAUCUGAAAAGUUGAAAUGUGUAAUUGUUUUGGAAUAAAGUGGACGAUAAUAGGAACAAA